UGUCUUUCUGCGGUUGCAGUGGAGACAAACACAGGAUGGUCUCGCUCAAUUGCCAUCGAGUAGAUGCUGUCGCAUGUGUCACAUCUCUCGGCGAUGCAGAACAACCAAGGCUCAACUGCUCACCUUCGCCGACCACCGUCACGGUGACCACUUAGAAUGCUUCUCCAUCUUGGCUGCGUCUUCGGAGAAGCAUGGAGCUUCAGCAGCCGACUUUCUCGGAUCUAGCAGCCCGCCGUCGAUGUGACUGGACAAUUGGCCGGGGUAGCGCUGAUGCGUCUAGCGGCUGUGCCCACGUCAUGCAUAUAUACUAGUACUACUUACCCUGUCUGCCACUGACCGCGACAGUCGUGUCCUCGUCCAUUGUCGCACUACUAGAUCAUGACCCACAACCCGCAUGGAAAGUCGUUCUUCAGGGAAACGAGGCGAAUGACGGAGGAGCCUCGCUCGAUGAAAUCUGCCAGCUCACCUUUCCUACUCAUGGAACCCGCCGUCCUGCGCACUCUGACGACCUCGAAGAGCACUACGGACGUCCGGGCAACACACAAUGGCCGUCCCGUGUACGAUGCGGGUGCACCGAAUGGUCCCGCGGAGCACCCUAUACGCAACUGGACUCAAACCGAUCAGGAUGAGACAGACGCACAAAGGCGGAAGGAUAUCAUGAAAGAGCUCAUGAAGUCGUGGAUGGAUCGGCUGCAGCUGAUCAGUGUCAUCACGACGUUCUUCGCUGCGACCGAGGGACAGCUACUGGUGAUCACGACACCUGCUGACGACAACUCGCCGGAAACGCGAAUCAGGGCAACUGCGAACGCGAUCUUGGCCGGUGCUCUUGUCAUUCAUCUAUGUGCAGCGAUCAUAUCCUUCCUUGCAGCAUUCUUCCUUGUGCGUUACCGUCUCAAGGAAGCUACCAAGGAAGAGAUCAAGAUCGAGACGGGCAUCACCCCAGCGUCGUCGCAUCCAGACCUCAAGACGGGUAUCUGGUCGACGAAUCCGCAUCUGGAGGAGAUGGGCCCCUUCCGCGGCGGACCUCCAACACGCCUGCUUGAGCACCUGCAUACCUUGUGUAUGUGGCUCGCUCUCGUGGGCUUCGCGCUCGCGCUGGCGGGGGCGUUGUGCUACACGUGGGCACGUCUGUCCCUGAGCGCGAGCGUCUUCGCGACUGCAUGUUUGGGAGUGGCUUGGUUUGCCGCGAUCGGCGCAGUCGUCGUCACCAUCAAGUAACUCAUCCAUGUCCUCACGCCACACGUUACGACCAGCAUUCCGCAUAUUUAUACUCCCCAUCUUACAUUACUGAUGCCAAUGCCACCUGCUAUAUAUACAUUGCUACUUCCAUCAUGACUCUGUUACUCUGAGUUGUACUAUACCGUCAUACAUACUGAAGGUUACGAUAGUACCAUAAUAGUAUAUAGUGUACUGCUCCGGCGGUUGCAGAUAGUGCCUCGUUUUCACAGCAUCGUGUAUAUGUCAUACAACUUCGCUGCUGUUACCACGCUA
Rhodofomes roseus is the source of this 1491-nucleotide messenger RNA. RefSeq lists its product as uncharacterized. The coding region runs from base 379 to 1218 and encodes 279 amino acids. The record is from RefSeq and is a predicted model, not a curated record. The transcript is spliced from 6 exons. NCBI's taxonomy places the organism in Eukaryota, Fungi, Basidiomycota, Agaricomycetes, Polyporales, Fomitopsidaceae.